Messenger RNA from Linum tenue, 459 nucleotides. Lineage: Eukaryota; Viridiplantae; Streptophyta; Magnoliopsida; Malpighiales; Linaceae. The record is from the annotation of a GenBank genome assembly.
AUGCAGACCAGGCGGCUGUGGACCUACGCGCUCGCGUUCAGCUGCGUGGCCGGGUUCAUCGUCAUCGUCCUGAACAUCUCAGGUCCCCGGCUCUUCUCGACAGUGCGGCGCCACCCGGCGCGGCCGAAGACCGUGGACAUCGGAGCCCGAGCUUGCCAGAUGCAGACCAGGCGGCUGUGGACCUAUGCGCUCGCGUUCAGCUGCGUGGCCGGGUUCAUCGUCAUCGUCCUGAACAUCUCAGGUCCCCGGCUCUUCUCGACGGCGCGGCGCCACCCGGCGCGGCCGAAGACCGUGGACAUCGGAGCCCGAGCUCGCCAGAUGCAGACCAGGCGGCUGUGGACCUACGCGCUCGUGUUCAGCUGCGUGGCCGGGUUCAUCGUCAUCGUCCUGAACAAUUUCCAGGACCAAAUGGUGUUCUACGGGGCCCACAAAUUCAAAAAAAUGGCUGCCUUUUCUUAG